Messenger RNA from Sciurus carolinensis (gray squirrel), 261 nucleotides. Its product is annotated as keratin-associated protein 12-1-like. Gene Ontology annotation, cellular component: keratin filament. The transcript has a single exon. The coding region runs from base 1 to 261 and encodes 86 amino acids. NCBI's taxonomy places the organism in Eukaryota, Metazoa, Chordata, Mammalia, Rodentia, Sciuridae. The record is from RefSeq and is a predicted model, not a curated record.
AUGUGCCACACCAGCUGCUCCUCGGGCUGCCAGCCGGCCUGCUGCCUGCCCAGCCCCUGCCAGGCGGCCUGCUGCGUGCCCCUGAGCUGCAGGCCCGCCGUGUACGUGCCCGUGAGGUGCCAGGUGGCCUGCUGUGUGCCCGUGAGCUGCAGGCCCGUCGUGUGCGUGGCCCCCUCCUGCCAGCCCUCCGGCUGCUGCCAGCCCUCCUGCCCCACCCUCCUCUGCAGGCCCGUGUCCUGCAGCACCCCCGCCUGCUGCUGA